Molecule: messenger RNA, 1981 nt
Organism: Mercurialis annua (annual mercury)
Lineage: Eukaryota; Viridiplantae; Streptophyta; Magnoliopsida; Malpighiales; Euphorbiaceae
Product: ent-kaur-16-ene synthase, chloroplastic-like
Exons: 12
Coding region: 41-1894 (617 amino acids)
Biological process (GO): diterpenoid biosynthetic process
Molecular function (GO): terpene synthase activity; magnesium ion binding
Source: RefSeq, a predicted model, not a curated record
AUCUCAUUGCAACCAAUUUUGUUCUUUUUUUUUUUCUAUCAUGGCGCUUCUCACCAGAAAUAUUUGUACACUUGCGAGAGAACCAAAAAUAUCCCCAUUAUCACAAAUAUCUUAUAAGCUUCCACGACUUCGGAUAGUCGAUACAAUUUCUUCGGAUGAAGUAGAAAAAACAAUAACCCGAAGAAGCAAGUUAUUUGAGAAAACUAAACUAUCAGUUUCAUCUUAUGAUACUGCAUCUGUGGCUAUGAUCCCUUCUAAAGAAUCAAAGGAGAAGCCUAUGUUUCCAGAAUGCUUGGAAUGGGAUAUGGGAAUCGGGAAUCUGAAUUCCGACAGUGCAAUUUCCACGGUUUAUCCACUGAAGGUCUAUAGCCAGCUUUGUGCAGUAGACAAUCUGCAGAAGUUAGGAAUUGAUGAUAGAUAUUCGAGAAAAGAAAUAGAUAAUACUUUGAAUUAUAUACACAGAUUAUGGAUGCAAGAAGACGAAGAGAUAUAUUUAGACGUCAAUUGUUGUGCUUUGGGAUUUCGUCUACUACGAUUAAAUGGAUACAACGUUUCUUCUGAUGUGCUAGCACAAUUAUCAGAAGAAGAACAUUUCUUCAAUUCAGUGAGUCCACAAUUCAAAAGCAUAAACACAAUUUUGGAAUUGUUCAAAGCCUCAAAGUUAACGAUAUACGAAAAUGAACCUGUUCUUGAGAAGUUAGAAGCUUGGACAAGUUCUUUCUUGAAACAACAACUACUAAUCGGUGCCAUUAAAGAUUCUCAGUUACGUGAAGAGGUUGGUCAUGCUUUAAAUUAUCGUUACGACAGUUUAGAUUUUCUUGAGACGAGGUGGGAAAUAGAGCAACAAAAAGCAAAUAGUGCUAAACUUCUGAAGACAUAUUACAUCGGUCUUAAUGAUAAUAACAGUGAAUUACUAGCGUUGGCAAUUCAACAGUAUAAUAUGUGCCAGUCGUUAUAUCGAAAAGAAUACAAAGAUCUUGAAGAGUGGGUUAAAAUUUGCAGAUUUGAUGAAUUAAAAUUUGCAAGGGUUAUGCUGCUUUAUUGUUACUACCCCAACACUGCAGUCCUUGUUCCUCCUGAAUUGGCAGAUGCUCGACUCUCCAUUACCAAAAAUUGUGUUCUAGCUACUGUUAUUGAUGACUUCUUUGAUGUUGCUGGUUCCAAAGAAGAAUUGGAAAACUUAGUUCAGUUAGUCGAACGGUGGGGAGAAACUUCGACGAUUGGAUAUUGCUCCGAACAAGUUGAGAUAAUAUUUUCAGCACUUGAAGGCAUGAUUAAUGAGCUUGACGCCAUUGCAUUCAAACAUCACGGAAGAAGUGUUGAGCAUCACUUGGUUAAAAUAUGGCAUGAAUUGCUCAAGUCUAUGAUGAAAGAAGCUGAGUGGGCAGGAGAGAAUGCAACCCCAUCACUAGAUGAAUAUAUGGAAAAUGCAUACAUUUCUUUUGCAUUGGGACCAAUCUGUCACAUAACAACUUAUUUUCUUGGGAUAACAUUACCUGACGAAGUAAUGGCAGGGCCACAAAUAUAUGAUCUAUUUAAGCAUGUCAGCCUGGUUGGACGACUUCUCAAUGAUCUCAAAUCUUUUAAGAGAGAACGUGAACAAGGAAAAUACAAUAGUGUAUCACUGCGUGUACUUCAUAGUCAAGGGAGCAUGACAGAAGAAGAAGCUAUUGAAGCAACAAAAAGAGACAUUGAGAGGUAUAGAAAAAAAUUGCUACGACUUGCAGUGCAAAAGGAGGAGAAUUCACUUCCAAAACCUUUCAGGGAUUUCUUUUGGAAAUCUGGCAAUGUAAUGCACUAUUUUUAUAUGGACAAUGAUGGUUACUCAAAUCCCAAAAAUGAAAUGGCCAAUGAUGCAAAAAUUGUAUUAUGGAACCCAAUUUCUUUUCCUUAAUCUAUUACUACUGAUUUAGCAAGAGAUUUGAGGAAAAUGUGUUUUAACUUUCAAGAUAAAUAAUAUUUAUUUUCAAGUUCAACUUUA